UUUUCCAAAAUACCUGGGCGUAUGUGUUAUCGCUUAAAAUAUUUAGUACCAUCCAGCAUCCUAGAUGAAGGGUAAUAUUGAUAUGCUACUUAUUUAAUAUUAUGAUUAUUACCACUUUUUUAAAAUCAAAAUAUGGCAUAUUAAGUGUUUUGGCACCAGUGGUGCUAUUUCUUUAUCAUUUAGUUGGUAUUAUCCUAUUCCAUAUAAAACUUUUUGGUGUGAAUUAAAAUUGUCUAAUGAUGGGAAUUACAACCUAAUUUGUGAUAUGAACUGUAGUAAAACUAAGUAUAGCUGUAAGGGGGUCUCAUUUUUAUCACUGCUAAUAAAACUUUGAAAAAUUAAAUGUAUGGUUUACAAAUCUUUUGCCUGAUGGAUAAAUUUAAUUUUUCUUCUGAAAACCAGAUACGUUUUUUUGGGAUUCAGCAAAUCUGGCCACUUUGUAAUAUCAUACUCCCUUCAGAUUGAUGCUGAUGACCAUUCUGCAUAUCCUGAUCAUGUAUACAGGUUGCAGUGGUGGCUGUUCAUACCCUGUAAAAGACUGCAACUGGUAAGCAAUACUAUUUAAUCAGACAUAAUCUAUUGAAAAAAAAAUUGUAUUUGGCAUACUGAACAUUUUUAAAUAAGUGAAAUGGUUGCAUGUAUUUUAUUAAUUGGAAAAAAAUAUAUAAUUUAUGAGUACCAUGUUAUAAGCUCAUAAAUAUUGAUAAUAUGUUUAAUAUGGGUAAUAGCAUGAAGUAUAUUUAUUUAGAUUCUCUAAAUCUAAGGAGACACUGAAAAACAUUAUUGAUUUUUACUGAUGGUUUUUUACUAGGAUAAAAAAACUUGUAACUCAAGGAUUUUAUAAAAAUACAAUAACAAUUGUUUUAUAUCACUUCCUUUCUAAAAAAAAAUUGCAAGUGAAAGUGCAAUGGUGCAGUAUAAUGCUACCAUAUAGUGCUUAUUAUUGGAAUCCCCAAAAGUCUUCAUGCUUUUUUGCAAACAAGUGUUUGGUCUUGCCUUUCUUAUUUUAUGAAUGUCUAAGAGAUAUGAUCUUAAUUUCAUUUUAAACUAAUUAAAAAAAAAUUAAAUUAAAAUAUUAAACCUAAUAAUAUUUAAGGGGAACAGCAAGAUAUACUACUGUAUUGCAAGAUGCUCACUUUUCUUUAAUUAUUUUAUUCAAUCGUUUGUCCCAUCUUUAAUAAGACACUGUCUAUUUUCUAUAAUAGAUCCAACUAAGAAAACUAUACAAAUGUACAAUUUUUAUUACCAGUUAUUUUUUUGUUACAAUCUAGAUAUCUGAAGUUCGUUUAUUUGGCGAAGACAAUAUUUUCCAUUCAUUAUUUAUUGCCUACUGUGAAUGGCCAGAGGACAGGACUAAGAUUGCCAUAUAUGGCCACAGGUUGGAAGAUUGAAAAGUGACUGUAUUAUUUUCUUAAGCAUUAACUUGAGGAGCUAUUUUAAAAAUUGAUUAAAAAACUAUUAAAAUAAUCAUAAAGGAUGUACAUUUUGUUUGCACCAGCAUAAAAAAAGUUAAGAUGAAUUUGUCAGUGGAUGAAAGAAUUGCAUUCAUCAUUAUUACAACAGUCCAUUAUAAAAAGAAAAUGAAUAAUUUCCACAAUUAUGUUCAACAGUACAGCUCCAGCUGGUGAGGAUGGUUGUCAGUGUUAUCUUACUGUGACUGCAGUUCCAUCUCUAGGAGAAUGUCAUGACUGUCAUAUGAUUUACCAUGGUAUGUAGAAUAUUCAUAACACUUAAAGGUUAUAAAGACAGGUUGUUGAAUGUUUCUUGUUGCAAAAGAAGACACUGAAGUAACUAUAAUGCUUUCUUUUGGUUUCUGACUUGGUGGGAAAAAAAAUUUGUAACUUUCAAUCAUGUUACAGCUUUUCGGCGCUUAUCCCUCUGUUCCCUUAUGUUCUACUCCUGCUGUAAAUACCACACCAUUUUCAACGUUGCCUGGUGAAGGUAAUUCUUCUUGUUAAGGAGUUAAAAAGAGUUGUAAAUUGACAAAAUGCUAAAUGCUAAUUACGCAUUGUUUUGCACGCCACAUUAUUUAUUGUGUAGUGAAGUCAUGUUUAUUAAUUCUAUUUAUAAACAGGAAAUUCAGGCUCUUUGUUGGGGUUUGGUGCAUAUGGGGGGUGUGGGCUUGAUUUUUUAUGCUAAUUUAGAUUAAAUACCUGUUGUGCUUUAUUUGACAGUUAAUCAAAACUUAAUGGUUUGCCUUUCUAGAUCGCUUCAAACUGCAUGUACUUAGACUGUUAGUGUUGAAAGGAAUGAUUUAAAUGCAGAAAUAGGUGCAGAAGUAGAUAAUGGAAAUGACAGUAAUGUUGAUAUUGAAUUAGUUCAAUAUUUUGAAAUCUCAGAUGGGUCAGAAGACCAAAAUGAUGUUGAUAGAUCUGACUGGUCCAAACAAUAUUAUUCAAUUAAUAUGAAGAAUUUAGGAUGCAACUGGUCCUAAUUUAGACUCAUUUUCAUUAAAAUUUCACCUUCUUUCUACAAUUAUCAGUAAUUUUUUUUUAUGACUGGAUGAUAAAAAUAUUAAAUUUUUAAAGUCUGCAACUGAUGGACAAAAUAGGGUUAUUUCCCUUUGCUUGGUACUGAAAGUAAUUUCUUAAUGGUCACUUCACUACUAAUUGGGCUAAAUUAUUAUUUUAUGAAGCUUGGGAAUAGACAAAAUUAGCAAUUUAACAACAGAGUUAAAAACAAAAAAAGGAGACGUAAGUUAUUGCUUUUGAGGCUGCAGGCAAACUUUUGUAUAAAAAAAACCCCUUAAAUUUGCAAUUUGUACUUCAAUGCAGCAGUGUAGUACAAACAAAUUUAACCUUUGAAAUAAAAUAAUUGAAAAUUUUAUUUUUUUAAAAAUAUCAAAGGUUGAAGAUGUGCGAUGAUGUUCUUCAGUUGUUUUUUUUUUUAUCUUAAAAGAAAAGAUUCAUUUUAAUCAACAGUAGUGCCCCAACUUCCAUCGAUACAACAAUGCCUUCGUCACAGCUUCUGUGUGCAUUCAAAAUUUGAGCUGGCACCCCCUUUCCCUGUCUUCUCACCAAGAGUGCAGUUAAGAGUUGAUGGUAUAGCUGUUUUGAACACUGGGGACUCUAUUGUUGCCUUACAGGUGAGCUUGUGAUGUUCAAAUAGUCAUCAUGUUUUUAUUACACAUGUUUAUUAAUUUAUCUGAUGCAUUGAAAGAAAAAUGUUUCAUCAGCAGAAAGACAAAGUUGCCAUUGUUUUUAAUUGACUUUCAAGUGCUAAAACCAUUCAAAUAUAAAAACUCAGUUUUAUUUAAAUUGUUUAAUGUGAAUCUCUAAAUUUAUCUUCAGCAUUUCUUUAGUUUACAAUAUAAAAAAGAACAAUACACCUAGUCUCUUUAUUACGAGGUGAAAUCAAGCAGACAAGAAUAUUUGUUUUACUUUUGAUUUCCUAGGUUGACACACAGCUUCCACUAAAUAGUUUUGAUACAGAAGGCAGGCUAGCCAUGGACCAGGAGGAGAUGCAAUCUAGAGCAGGUCUGGAAAAAGUGAUCUUGGGUGCAGAUCUCUCCAUAUUUGGUACUGUCAGCACAUAUUUCACAGAGCAGGAGGAGCCCUGCCAAGAUCUCAGUCCUAAGCAUAGAAAUAGCUCAGAAUCACCACUACUCAUUGAAGAGGAAGGGGAAAAUUUUUACUCCGCCGACAUUUCUGAACAAAGUGAUACAGAUCAGAGUGAAUCCAAGUCUACCAAAUCCAGCUGUGACAGAUCUCGUCUAUCAUGUGAGAAAUGCUUGUAUGGAAGCAGUGGUGGCAACUUGAAAACUGGUGCCAACUGUGGGUGCUCAGUUGUUCAAAACCAUAGGCCUGCGUUACGGACAAAAAACUUAAGUAAUGGCAACAACGAAGCAGCACUGCCUCUUAAAACAGGCCCAAGUCAUUUCCACACUAGUCACGAAUGUCUUUCUCCCAAGUCGCCACGAUCACCAAAAAGCUCAGGGUUCCCAGAUUCAGCCAACAGAGUGUCACUCCUCUUUGGCCAGUCCAACUCAAACACCCUAAAUGUUUCUACCAGUAUCUCUGUUAUGACCAGUGGUCAGUCAAGUGAAAAAGUGUCUGAUCUCCUUCAGUUGUCAGAAAAUAUAAUGUCCCCUCCAGCACCAGUAAUUCAAGUGAGUACAUUUUAUUUAGUUAUGUCAUUUUUAUUGUUUAAGGCAGGGGUUCAGUGUCAGGGGGAUGCAGGGAGACCCAGAAAAUCAGGUCUAUUUGUAUUUUUAUUUGCAUUUUCUAUCAAGGGGGCGUAGAAAUCUCUUUUGAAGUUGAGAGUGAGGUGUGGGAAAUGUUUUGAAAUCAAGAGUGGUUGCGUCAUUGCAAAAAGUAAAAGAAUCCUGAUUUAAGGAAAUACAUGAAGAAAACAAACUUUUUAAAGUAAUAUUGUAUGAUAUAUAUAUUUUUUUAAAAAUGUAACGUUGUCUUUCUCCUAGGUUCAAAGUCCCAGUAUUGAUGUCAGCAGUAACAGAAGCCAAACAGAGGCAGAUGAUCUUUCAUCCGUUCGUAAUUCAAUCCAGCGCUCUUUCUUUUCACCCAGCAGUAGUGCUGCAUCUGAUAGUCAAUCUCAGAGUUCAGAAAGUGUCAUAGUACAUACAACACAUACCCGCACUGUUACAUUCUCUGUCCGCAGAUUUUCCACUCAGGAUCAACAAGUAGAGGCAGAAUCUCCAAAUCCGGCUGAAGGUAAAAAAAAUAUAUAUAUCAAUUUGUUUCCAAUUUUAAAAAAUUUCUUAAUAAUCCUUCGUAAGCUUACUGCAAAAAUAUAUUAAUAUUUGACCAGACUGGUUUGAUUCCCCAUAAAAUGCUACUCUUUUUAAAUUUUUUAAUGUGAAAUUCCUUCUUUCGAUGUGUUUUAAUCAACACAUAGGAAAUUAUCUAGUUUCAUGAACUGCUUAUGUUUGUUGUAGAUCAUAAAAUGUAAUUAAUAAUUUUUUUUUUUUUUACAGAUGAUUAUGAUCUUGCAUACAAAAGUAUUUUGCCUGUUCAAGUUGUAUGGAACAAAAAGCCUUUGAACAUUAUCAGAACUGUUAGGAGUGAUAUGUCUCUGGUAAAUACAUAAAUAUUAUUCUUUUUCUGCCAUUGCUGGUUAUAUAUUUUAUUAGUAUAUAAUUAAUUUUAAUUUAUUUGUAAAUAAUGACAAAUACUUUAAUUAAACAUUGAUUAGCUUUAAUAAGUAAAUAAUAAAAAGUGUUUUAUUUUUAGAUAACAGUUCUUCAGAUGACUUUUGACAUUGAGCACUACAUGGUGGAAGCCAUACGUCGUGAUGCUGACUGGAGCCAAAGAUAUGUUGCAUUCUGCAAUUAUGAUCUUCAGAUUUUAGAUGUAAGUUAUUCUGUCAUUGAAUGAAUUUAUAGGAUCUACUAUUACCAGGUAAUACUUUUUUUUUUUUUUUUUAAUAAAUUUAAAAAAAAGCUUCUUUUUUAUGAUCAGUGCAACAUAGCAUAUUUAUAAUUUAUUUUUUUUGCCUUUUUAAGGUCUGCCCUAAUAGUCAAAGUGUGUAUGGAAUAGUGUAUGCCUUGAUACAAGCUAAAGAUUCUAUGGACCGCAGUAAAUUGAGGUAACACUGAUUCCUUUAAAUCAUAUCUUUAAAUAAUUUUGCGCUCCUGUAUAGAGAAAGUGAUUUAUCACAGAAACAAUUUAAAAAUGUACCUAUUUUGUUCAACUCUGUAAUCAAUUGCUGCAAAUCUAUUUUUGUAAAAGGAAAAGUAAGUUUAAAUUAUGCUGUAUUGUUAACUCUAUAGAAAUAAAUUUAUGGUCUUUAAUAAAUUUAUUUAUUUCUUAUGGUCAGCCUCGUUGAAUUACUGGAUAUAUUUUUAGUAAUUAAAGCAGUUUUCAUAAUAGUUUAGGAUUGGAUGCAUUCCCAGAGUUUGGUGAUUUUUUUUCAGUUCAUACUCAGUUGUCAUUUUCUUUAAUUUUUUUUGUGUCCAGCAAUUUUACAAUUUAUAGACAAAAGGUUACAAAUUUAUUGAAAGAAAUGGGAAACAAAUCUCUUAGUCUGGCCCAUAAAUGUUUACCAUCUUAGUUUUUUAUGUAUGGGUCAUCACCCAUGGAAUAUGUUUGCCUUUUUGUCAAAAGAUUUGUAUAUUUAAUCAAACUCUAAUAAUCCAUUGUAUAGUUCAUUCUAAAUAAAUUUCUGUUUUAUCUUCCAGUCGAAUGAUGGUGAAGUUGUAUCAGACACAGUUUACUUUUGUCUUCAAUUUAUGUACAGGUAAUAUUAAAUGUUGCUAUAACUUAAGAUCAGCUCUUUAAAGACAUAAUAUCUUAUUACAUGUAUGUUUUUUUUACAAAAUAAUUUGGAGUCUAAUAUUUAAAGUUGCUUCAUGGACAAAAUGAAAAAAACUGGGGAGACUACUUUUAAACAAAUCUUUUUUUUAAUUUUUUUUAAGGACCUUAUUAUAUUACAGAGGCUAUUUAAUAAUAAAAAAAAUUCAUCCCACUGUUUGAAUGAUUUCCAAAAUUACUAUAAAUACAUAUGCUCACGAAGGACCUGUUUUACAUACAUUAUUAUUACAUGAGUCUAAGUGUUGAACCUUUUUUUUUAAGUGGGAGUAAAAAAUAAUAUAUUACUGAGUCAUAUUAUUAGCCCAUUUAGAAAUUCUUUUCAAAGGUAUAUUUAAUUUUUGAAAAUGUCAGUAUGUUUCUUUUCUUUUAGGGUUAUAUUCCACACUUUUCAUUGAACCUUUAUCGGAGGUUGAUGAGAAAAUUCUCAGGGGGUAA
Messenger RNA from Lymnaea stagnalis (great pond snail), 6704 nucleotides. Lineage: Eukaryota; Metazoa; Mollusca; Gastropoda; Lymnaeidae. The record is from the annotation of a GenBank genome assembly.